CCUACAGUUGUCAGGUGGUCGGCCUUGGCUCUUACACUUCGGAGAAGAGCGCGGAAUUUACUAUCUCCAGAUCCGAGACAUCUGACAGUGGUGUCCAGAAUGUAGUUAUAGUCCCUGAGCCCCAGUACCCACUACGGAACAGUUAUGCGCUCAUCAAGUGCCUCGUCUAUGCUGGAAGCUCGCAGAAUCUCAGGUACUCAUGGACGUUCGAAGGAGCCCCCAUUUCUGGUCAGCAUGAUAGCACACUGCAGCUUAUAAGUGCGCAUGUUUGUUUAAUGGUACAGAAGUGGAGAGUGCGAGGUCGGUACCAGUUCAGGGAAAAGAUAUCGUUAUGCACGGCAUACGCGGACCGAAGUAUUGGGUAGCCGGCGUGCCCGCCACCCUGGGGUGUGGAAGUGUCUCCUUGAAGACCACGUCGGUCAGCUACCAGUGGUUUGAAGGUGCCCACAUCUUAACGGGCGAGACAGGAAAGGCUCUCACCGUGACCAACCCAAAAGCUGGAUCCACCUGGUACAACUGUAUAGUCACUACAUCGAGGGGAACCAAAGAUUCCAGAUUCAUGUCAGUUCAUGUUUCAGAUUCUCCCAUCGCUCCUCGCGUACGUACUAGCGCCUAUCCGCUGCACCUCGGGGGAAGAUACACCCUGACAUGCGACUCCCUCACGCCUCUAGCCACUGCUACUUACAAGUGGACAAAAGAUGGCGUCGACCUCCCUUCCACUUCCCGCACCUAUUUGAUAUCCUCCAUGGCCGCUGAGAAUGCCGGAACCUAUAAUUGCUCUAUCACGUUGGGUAACAAGACCGUAAACUCCUCGUCAUCCUUGGUAGUGGAUAAACCCGGAGCUAAGGGGCUGGUCUGUGACGUUGAUGACGUCACUAAGCAGCAGUACCAGGGUCAAGGAGAUGCGUACACUGGGAACUGUAUCGCUGGCCGCUUUGAGUGCUCACUGGGGGCCAAGCUGGUGGCGAAUGGCUGCGUCUCACCUGACCCUCCCAGGGUAGUGCGUAACGUGACAGACUUGGAGCUGGGCGGCCGUUACACGCUGACCUGUACGUCUACUACAAGUGUGGCCGCGGCUACCUACAGGUGGAACAAAGACGUCCACGUUCUCCCGUCCAACUCCUCCACUUACGUGAUAUCUUCCUUGUCUGCGGCAGAUUUUGGAAGUUACACUUGCAGAAUUACCGUGAACGGCAAGACGUCCCAUUACGCUCAACCUUUGCCUGUGCAGGUUCAAGGAGAUCCGAAUCCUGCGGUCCGAGUCUCGGUGUCGCUGCUGCUUCUUCCGGUGACGGUUCUUGCCGUUCUGGUCGUGGGACUGAGAACUUAACCGGAUCUAUGACAGACUGGGUACCAGAAAAAAACCCUGAUUCAUGACAAACCGGAUACAGGACAAACCAGAAUAUACUGUUUUAGAUUUGGACCACUAAAACUAGACUUUUUUUUCUUUUCAGUUGAUUUUGGAAUUCACUAAAAUUAGUUUUUCCCCUUCUCAGUAAAUUGUUGACUUCAAUAAAGCUAGUUUUUUAAAAGCUCCCAGUUCAUUUUGGACUGAGAACAAAGUUUUAUUUUUCUUCUCAAUUAUUAGAAGUGUAUAAUACUCCUCAGAAAAAAGAAAGACUCGCAAUAGUUAAAGGCAGUUUCAGUCAAAAACGAAUCCAGAAAAGGAGAAACAUCUCAAGGACUGCCAACAUUAUUUUUAAGUUCUAAAAGGCUAUGUAUGUUCAAAUUUACUGUACAGUGGUUAAAUUGUAAAAUUUUAUUGUAAAUUUUUAUACACAUCCUUCAAAAUAAAUAGAUACUUAAAGUA
Molecule: messenger RNA, 1810 nt
Organism: Aplysia californica (California sea hare)
Lineage: Eukaryota; Metazoa; Mollusca; Gastropoda; Aplysiida; Aplysiidae
Product: carcinoembryonic antigen-related cell adhesion molecule 5
Source: RefSeq, a predicted model, not a curated record